AGCUAUUUCCGAACGCGCUUCGCAUAGAAUGUGCCGGUCAGCUGUCUUUGACAGAUUGGUUUUAGUUUUGUUACUUGUUUGUAUCGAAUUGGUGUUUGUUAUUCGGCCAUUUCGUGAAGUAAAUUAAAAUUAUAAUGCGGUUGUUAUGGACUUGCCCACAUUUCAUUUUCUGACAUGCUUAAGUAGCUACACAAUGUGGAGUUAUGGUUACCGAUUAGUUUAAAACCAUGCUUUCUUUAUAUUUGAUUCAAUUCCUUCUACUAUGUUCCACUCCAACUUUGCAAAGUGAAAAUUUGCGCGUCAUAGCAAGAAGUCAAACAGCCAGUCUAGAAACCUAUGAAUCAUAUUUAGAUGCUGUAGUAAAUAAUUUUCGGGUCCCUGAAAAUACUGUUUUUGCGUCAUUCAGAUUCACUGCUUCAGAACAGGAUCUAUCCGUUUUUGGUUGUUCUACAAGAAAUGUUUCACUAUAUAUGAAGUAUGGUUCACCUCCAGUAAUAAAUCCAGAUGGGUCUCCAUUUCCGGAUGACUUUAAGAACAUCACCCGUCCAGAAAUAUACAAUUUGGAGUUUUUUACAAACAGAAAGGAACAUUAUAUUAACAUUAGUGCUCCAGACCCGGGAAUUUAUUAUGUUGCUAGCUUUUUGUCUUAUUCUGAUCCACGCUACCGAGCUCUGACACAACAAGGUUUGGGUCAAUCAUGUUACGCUUCGGUUGAAACCGUGCUUCACGUAAAACAAGCUCCUAAUCCCACAAUAAUAGCAGAAAACCAAUAUGUGGAUGUAACCCUAAAUCAAACGGGCACCCGCCAUUUUAAAUUCUACAUUCCGGAGGGAAUUGAUCACGCAUCGAUAUAUAUAGACAAUUUUAUAGUUUCCAAAUAUGUUAAGUCGGUGAACAUCUGGAUCCAAGCAAAAAAACCUCCUACACCCGACAGUUAUUUGAUAGAAAAAGCUAUUUUUAGCAAUGACUCCGCGUACAAUCUAAAGUUGCGAACUGAACCGGAGUCCUGGCAUUACAUGACGAUCGCUACACCUGGCGGCAUUCCUGCCGACCUAGAGUUCAAUUUUAUGAUAAAAUACUUUUCUAGUCAAAUAUAUUUGCAUUCCCGGUUACUGGAAAAUGACGACAUCAUCUUGAAUACAACCACAGUUAUCAGAACUUAUUAUAGUAGUAAUCUGACUGAAACGCAACCUUAUAAACUACAUUAUUUGGUUAGGGAGUCCAGUUCUGAAAGUUUUUUGUUCUCAUUCGAGUUGGAGGACGAGUUCAAUUCCAAAGUUCUUGUCCCGAUUAACGUAUCAAGCGACCAUUUUUCCGUUUUGAAGUUCAAAUUGCUCGAAGGACACGACAUUGGUGGAACACUACAGUAUAUACUAGCUUUCAGACCAACAAUAACUAAAGCCGGCAAGUUUCUGAGAUAUAGCAAUGAUCCAGGAGAAGACAUAGUCGUCGCUUGUAUUAAUCACGGCUCCAUCGCGGUACCCACUUGGCCUAAUCUUUGCGUGUCUAGCAGCGAAACGUCUCAGUCGCAAUUACUUCUCAACAGUAGUACAUCCAAUUCAACCAUACUGAUACCAUAUCCGGAAUAUGGUGUUUGGUACGCCUCGUUCAAACUGUUCAGUGGUGAGUGCGAUCCCUGUAAUUGUUCCGAUUCCUGUCAGAGUGACUACAGUUUGUGCACCGAUCAGUGCGAAUUGAUUUCUAUCAAUUCGAAUGAAGGGGAAUAUGAAAAUUGCAUGAGAAACUGUAGUUCAACCGUUAUCGCAAUGGAUGAAUGUUCGAGUUGCAAUUGCGAUGGUCCAUGUAAAAAGAACUCGGAUAUCCACAAUGCCAGCGUCGUUUUUGACGUCAGUUCCCGUCCAUGUUACUAUGGAGAUUGCGGGAGGAACGGACGUUGUGUGUUUAUGAUCUCGGAGGGCACGGUGUACUCCACUUGCUACUGCACUAAUAGUUACAGAGGUUUUGAUUGUUCAGACGGAUCAUUAGCUACACCAUACUACCUUGUGGUUAUUGGAUUUCUGCUCCUUGUGUUUAGCAAUUUACUGUUCCUGCCUUCGACAUAUGUGGCAUUUAAACGAAAGUAUUAUGUAGAAGCUCUUUCCUACUUUUCAGUAUUUAUCUUUUCGUCUCUGUAUCACGCUUGCGACGCGGGCGAAAAUAUUUUGAGCGUGUGUGUUACGCGAUUAAGUACGCUGCAAUUUGCCGAUUUUUUCUCGGCACUGUAUUCCAUGUGGCUUACUUUAUUGGCCAUAGCCGACUUAAAUCCGACGUGGUUGUCCGUAUUGCAAGUGGCCGGGUCUAUCGUGAUCGCAUUUUUCGUGACCCUCAACAAAUUAGCAGUUUGGAUAUUCCUCAUACCCACUUGCCUGGGGAUCAUCAUUAUCGGCGUGAACUGGUUCCAGAAAUAUUGGAAGUUCAAGCAGAGGUUCAUUGAUAAAAUUUAUCUGAGGAUUAAAAUGCCACUGGGCAUUUUAUCUGUGUUGUUCGGAUUGAUCAUUUUUGGGCUGCUGCAGACGGAAAACAACUAUAAAUAUUUGCACAGUUUGUGGCAUAUUAUGAUGGCCGUCGCCACGAUGCUGUUGCUGCCAAAGCGGAACACGUUCCAAGUAGAAGUGUUACUUUAAAUUAGUGUUACUUCUUUUUCAGAAUGGAUAGCUAUAUAUAUUUUAUACACGUUGACAAUUUAUGAUAGUGAUAUAGUUGUAGGAGGAAGGAAGGAAGGCGAAAAAAAAAUUGUUUGGUUCCUCUAAUUUAUAUUUAGCUGAACUCGAAUCACAGGUUCAUUUCUAUUCUGAGUUACAUUUGAUCUACUUGGUUGUAUUAAACUCAUUAAUUAAUUACAUGUGGCAUUGUCAACUUGGUCCAAUAUAAGAAAUUCAAAAGCUAUACAAGGCACUACCUUUGUGAUUCUAAAACAUCUGCAACAAUUUUCAAAAUUUUGUCAAUAUUAAAUUCCAAAAGUAUAUAAAUAUACUUUGAAAUUGAUAGGUAACAGCUGUCCCACUAAGAAUAGCUCUUUUGGCCGUAUUGUCUGCGAGUAAAAAAUAUUUCCGAAGAGCCCAAAGAAAAUCGAUGCCAAUUAUUUUUAAUCUCUUAGAACGGCCGCCAGAUGUCGCAACUUCUGUGACGAAUAAGAAAAUGAGAUUUUUACAAAAUUUUGCCUAGGGUAAAGGUGUUAAAUAUAGUGUCAUGAUAGUCUUCGUAUGUUUUGCCCUGUCUGCUAAAAUUAUGUGGUGGUUAAGGUUAGUUUAAUUCCGCGUUUUUUUUUUUUAAUUUCUCAACUACUUUAUUUUUGAAAGGGUGAGUAUACCAAUUCUUAGAAAAUAUGAGAACCAAACAGGUAAUUUAUUUAAUGUCAUAUGAAUUAAGCGUCAAAAUUACAAUUUUGAUCAUUGAUUUAUUUGGAUGAUUUGAUUUCUAAAUGCCUUUAUUAGUUGAUGUAAUUAGGAUACACUGUGAAUCAUUUCGCAAAACUUUCUUCAAGGUGCGAAACCUAAGCAUUAAAUGUUCUAUUCUUGCCGCAGACUUCAAAAUCACCAUUUUCAAUCGCCUACUUGUUUUGGCGUUAAUUAUAGCAUUUUACAUAAUAUUCAACUAGUAUUAUCGACAUCAAAGUGAAUUAGUCAUUUAUUUCUUAUAUUUUUUUAGAAUAGUCAUAGCCAAGGACAUUACUGACACUACAUCUAAAAAUUAGAUAGACAAUGGCGUAUCAUUUACUAUUAAUUACACUUUUUGCAAAUGUCUUAGAUUAAAAAAAUACCAAGGUGCGGUUUUCGCUGAGUUUUUAAAUUUUUAUUCCUCUCUAAUAUUAGCUGAAAUUACACAUACUGUUGGAAUUUUUGAAAAAAUGCGCAAAUGCUCCCCAGGGUCUAGUAUUAAAUACAUCUACGUUCUGCAAGGUAAAAUAUUCCUAUAACCCCAUUCGGAGUUAUAAACAUUUAAAUAAAAAUAUAUCUAGCCAUCCCCCAUUACUCUGUUUUAGUACAUAUAAGAAAUUGGUAAAGAAAAAUAGAAAUUCGCUAAAGUUAAGAUUAUGAUCCAAAAUUUCGUGAAAAUGUCAUUUCUUAUUCGCACUAGCUGUCUCUAGCGGCCGUUCUAGGCAUUUUCAAAUUAUUUCCAACAAUUUCUGUUGCUGUCUAUGGGGUAUGGUAUGGUAUUGUAGAAAACAGUUUUUAGGAUGUAACCUUUUUGGCAUUUAAUAGAAACAAACUUUACUUUCUCACGGAAAACUGCACAUCUUCUUUCAUUUUCGGAAUACUCCGGUAAAUAAUUCAUGGUGCAAUUUGUCCUUUAUUAGAUUUCUGGCCGUUCGUCUUCAACAGACUAAAAGCAACGUAUCUUCUCAAUUUCAAGAAGGCAUUAGACAUUUUGUUUGAAGAAUUUACGGUUCGAAAAAGUAGAAUAUUGACCAACCGUCUAGCUUGUCAACUCCUCCCAUAUCUGUAUUGCGACUUUCAAAAAUUUUAGGUUGGGAGGGGGCGGGGAUUGAGAUUUUUUAAUUUAUUGCCGCGACAGUAACGUAGUAGAUUCGAAGUUGGAUGCUGCUGUAACAACUUUAUUGUCUUUCCAGUACACGAAAAAGAAUGCAUUCCGCGUUCUUCUUUGAUAGACUUUUUUGACCAAUUUUUAGUGGAUAAUCCUUUAAUCUGUUAGCUCUAAUAGUACCUGUGGCACAGUAUCCUCACACAGAAAGGUGGCCUAGUAACAUAGAAGCAAAAUAAUUCUUGAUUUCGAGGAAUUUCAGCCAAUUCAAGCGUGUUCAAUACCACAGGACCACCUAAACCAAAUGAAUUUGUUUGCUUUUGAGAAUUAUUUUUUCCCAAUGUAUAUAUCAAAACUCAACAGAUAUUCAUUAUUAGAGCAUAUUGCCCAUUUUUGGCACAUUGCUUUCAUUUGACUAGUAUAGGCGUUUCUUUGGAUAUUUACCGUAUCCAGACACUAGAAGACCUCCAAAAAUGACGAGUAAUUCGCUUCUUGUCAUGUUCAAAAUAUUGUUUUUAGGAUCAGGAGUUUUGCAACUACAGUUCUGCUGAAUAUUCAAAAGUAAAUUUUGAGUCGAGCAUUUACUUCUCUUCGGAGGUGGGGGUUUGUUGGAAUUUACUCGAAAGUUGUAAGAUGCACCACGAAAUAAUUCUGCAAGUGGUAUAUCAUCAUCAGGAUCUUUGUUGGUAUGAACAAGAAUAGCAUCGUAAUAUGCUUCCUCAUCACCUAAGCCUAAGUGGGAAAUACUUUCAUGAUUGUCAUUAGACAGUUCACUGUCCAUAUCAGCCCCAUCUGUAGCUUUCAACGUCACUUUUUUCUAAGCAGUCGACAAGCUCAGACAGAGUUAAUCUAUAAAACAAACGAUCGAUAAAACAAACGCAACAAAAAAAGCAACAUAUACUAAAUCGUCCACUUUAUUUUAUAUAUUCAACCUUAUGCUUUAGGUAUGUGUGGUAAAGAUGUGUUGCAGAAUGUAUAUAAAUAAGUACAAGCUCACCCGCCAUGGCGACUAUUGUAUAAACUGAGAUCGAAUAUUUGAUUAAUGAACUAAAAAAUAGACACAAGUUAAGUCUGAUAAGAACUUGAACCUUUUUUUCACCUCAGUCUGACAACAAAUGAUGGCUCUGUAAUCAAUUAAGGUAUGGGUUAAUAUCAGAAACAACAGCAAAUACAUGUUAAAUAGCUAAAUUUUAUAAGUAGUUCAAACAUAACUCCAGUAGUCUAAGACCUACCACUGUUACCGUUAUCUUGCUGUGAUUAAAUGUGAUCAGAAAUAUUACACCAAACCAAUAUUUGUAUUCUGUAAGCUAUGUUCAUAAAUUGCGGUAUACAAUUGUAACAUAAUUAUUUUUUAAGGCCGUCAUUGAUUUUUACCGAACUAAAAUGAAAUUUUUUUUAUGGGAAUAACUGAAAGGAAUUAUUUAAGUGUAGUAAAAUCACUGAACCCAGUCGAUGCGGUUUUAGAACAAUUUAAAAAGUUAUUCAUAUUUGUUUGUUAGUUUGUUAGCUGAUACUUGAGACUUGAUUGUUUCCUUAUAUGGAAGUUUUGGUACCGUAAUUUUUGUCGUUUAAAUUUCUCUGGUUUUCCUUCUUUGUUGGAAAGGCCGCCUUAAAGUGUCUUUUGAUGUUAUUAGGAAAUUGUACCAAAAAGCGCAACUAAGUGAAUGUUUAUUUUGAAGUUGUUGUUAUAUCAAAGCGGUUUUGUUGUUAUACAUUCGAUUUUCAAAUCAUUUGGAUGAUUUUUAAAGUUGUUCAGUACAUUUUUAGUUUAGAAAAUAUGUAAUUUAUUAAUAUGGUAGACAAAUUGCUUAUGACUGUGGGUUGUGCAUAUGUAAGUGCAAUUUAAGUGUACAUUGAUAAUCAUUUUGUUGAACAUAUUUCAUACUUUGGCCAACUCAAGCUUUACACUAUAUAU
Cylas formicarius (sweet potato weevil) is the source of this 6397-nucleotide messenger RNA. RefSeq names its product post-GPI attachment to proteins factor 6. The transcript has 6 exons. NCBI's taxonomy places the organism in Eukaryota, Metazoa, Arthropoda, Insecta, Coleoptera, Brentidae. Gene Ontology annotation, cellular component: plasma membrane. The record is from RefSeq and is a predicted model, not a curated record. The coding region runs from base 228 to 2624 and encodes 798 amino acids.